Molecule: messenger RNA, 342 nt
Organism: Symbiodinium sp. CCMP2592
Lineage: Eukaryota; Dinophyceae; Suessiales; Symbiodiniaceae
Source: the annotation of a GenBank genome assembly
AUGAAGCCGUCGUCGAAGCAGAGACCGCAGAAGAAGCCAGAAGCGGCGGCGGCAGCCUCCUCGGACAAGCCUGAGAUCAAGGACAACGAGAAAGUCGACCGGCUUGCACUAAAGACCGAGCCAGCGGAGGAGGAUGUUAGUGAGCAGCUCCGAAUGAAGCGCCGAGUUAUGGAGAUUCUGGGGGAUAAGGACAAGGAUAAGACUCAGUCCAGUGGAGAAGCACGUCCCAGAUCUCGCUCGUGUCGGCGCACAGCCUCAGAUGCUUCCACGUUGGUGCUCGGAUCCGCGGUGUAUUGCAGCAGCAGUAGUGCAUCAGAGGACGACAAUGCACACCCCAGCUAA